AUGUUCACUGGACCAGCUGGAUUGAGAAUAAGCGAGUUCACUUUAGACCACUCUCAACAAUCUGAUGUCGGCCACAGAGGGAUAUCCAAGAAAAAAGAAUUGAUGGUACAGGGAUUGUCAAAGAAAGCAGGGAGGUCACCUGUGUCCUUGAAACUUGGAACUAACGGCGUCCCAAAUCUCGUGCCUUGGCGAAGAUCUGACGAUUGUAGCGAGUGA
Parnassius apollo (apollo) is the source of this 216-nucleotide messenger RNA. Lineage: Eukaryota; Metazoa; Arthropoda; Insecta; Lepidoptera; Papilionidae. The record is from the annotation of a GenBank genome assembly.